Monopterus albus (swamp eel) is the source of this 3127-nucleotide messenger RNA. RefSeq names its product rho GTPase-activating protein 26. The transcript is spliced from 24 exons. Gene Ontology annotation, cellular component: cytoplasm. NCBI's taxonomy places the organism in Eukaryota, Metazoa, Chordata, Actinopteri, Synbranchiformes, Synbranchidae. Gene Ontology annotation, biological process: signal transduction. Bases 1 to 2346 code for a protein of 781 amino acids. The record is from RefSeq and is a predicted model, not a curated record. Gene Ontology annotation, molecular function: protein binding; GTPase activator activity.
AUGGGACUACCUGCCCUGGAGUUCAGUGACUGCUACCUGGACAGCCCGCAGUUCAGGGAGAGACUGAAGUCCCACGAACUGGAGCUCGACAAGACCAACAAGUUCAUCAAGGAGCUUAUUAAAGACGGCAAGGCGCUCAUCCAGGCUUUGAAAGGUCUGUCAACAGCGAAAAGGAAGUUUGCUGAUUCUCUCAAUGAGUUUAAAUUUCAGUGUAUUGGAGACGCCGUGACGGAUGAUGAGAUCUGCAUAGCCAAGUCUCUUCAGGAGUUUGCAGCAGUCUUACAGAACCUGGAGGAUGAGAGGACACGGAUGAUUGAGAAUGCCAGCGAUGUGCUGAUAAUACCUCUGGAACGGUUCAGAAAAGAACAGAUCAGUGCAGCCAAGGAAGCCAGGAAAAAAUAUGACAAAGAAACAGAGAAGUAUUGUGCAGUGCUGGAGAAGCACCUUAGCCUUUCAGCAAAGAAGAAAGAGUCGCAUUUACAUGAAGCGGACAGCCAGGUAGAUAACGUACGGCAGCAUUUCUACGAGGUUUCUCUGGAAUACGUCUUCAAGGUGCAGGAGGUCCAAGAAAGGAAGAUGUUUGACUUUGUGGAACCUUUGUUGGCGUUUCUUCAAGGCCUGUUCACCUUCUAUCACCAUGGCUAUGAGCUGGCAAAGGACUUCAACCACUUCAAGACGGAUCUCACUAUCAGCAUACAGAAUACAAGGAACCGUUUUGAGAGCACACGGUCUGAGGUGGAGAGUCUGAUGAAGAAGUUGAAGGAGAAUCCACAUGAACACAAGAGUGUCAGCCAGCACACUAUGGAGGGCUACCUCUUUGUGCAGGAGAAGCGGUCGUUUGUAUCUACCUGGGUGAAGUACUACUGUACGUACCAUCGUGAACCCAAGAAGGUCACCAUGGUAUUAUUUGACCCCAAAUCAGGAGGAAAAACGGGAGAAGAGGAGAGCUUUAUCCUCAAGUCGUGCACCAGGAGGAAGACGGACUCGAUAGAAAAGAGGUUCUGUUUUGAUGUGGAGGCUGUGGACAGACCCGGAGUGAUCACCAUGCAGGCGCUGUCAGAAGAAGACCGCAGGUUGUGGAUGGAGGCCAUGGAUGGGAGAGAACCGGUGUACAAUCUGAACAAAGACAGCCAGGCUGAAGGCAUGGUCCAGCUGGAUGUCACAGGGUUCAACGUAAUGAAAAAAUUCAUCUAUGCAGUAGAGACUCGAGGUAUCAAUGAGCAGGGCUUGUACAGGAUCGUUGGUGUCAACUCCCGAGUUCAAAAACUACUGAGCCUCGCUAUGGAUCCUAAGACAUGUGCUGAUGUGGAGCUGGAAAACCCAGAUUGGGAGAUUAAGACUAUCACAAGUGCUAUUAAGCACUAUCUCAGAAUGCUGCCUGCACCUCUCAUGACAUACCAGUACCAGAGGAGCUUCAUCAAAGCUGCAAAGUUGGACAACCCAGAGGCCAGGGUGACAGAGGUCCAUGCUCUCGUGCACCGACUACCUGAGAAGAACAGGCAGAUGCUGGAGCUGCUAGUAAAACACCUGGCCAAUGUGGCGAGUCACCACCAGCACAACCUGAUGACCAUUGCCAAUUUGGGUGUGGUCUUCGGGCCUACCUUGCUCCGCUCCCAGGAAGAGACAGUGGCCGCCAUCAUGGACAUCAAGUUUCAAAACAUUGUAGUGGAGAUCCUCAUAGAGCACCAUGAGAAGAUAUUCAGGGAUGUGCCGAGUUCUGCGGGAAGUCUGACCAACCUCAACCUGUCCAGGAAAAAAAGCAAUGAGAACAAAGCCCCGUCCUGCAGUGAAAGGCCUCUCACACUUUUCCACACACCAACACAUUCCCAGAAAGGUGAAAAAAGGAACAAUGUUGUCAAUGCCACAGUCAGCGAGCCGCAGCAGCCGGCUUCCUCCUCCGCCAACUGUAACAGCAGCAGCAGCAGUAGCAGCGGCAGCAGCCAAGGUCAGACCUCGAGACACAGCCUGACCAGCAAUGACGGAGAGCAAGACACGCAGCAGACCCGACCCAGCUCACUGCUCAACCCAAAGAGUCGAGGCAGUAUACCAACCAACGCAGCGUCUCCUAGCCCCACUUCACCACAUUCUCCCUCCUGGCCGUUGUUCUCUGCACCGUCGAGUCCACAGCCGACAUCCUCAGCAUCCAGUGACUCCUCUCCUGUCAGUAUUGCGGGUAGGAAGGCUCUAGCACUGUAUGCCUGCAAGGCAGAGCAUGACUCUGAGCUAUCCUUCAUCGCUGGAACCGUAUUUGAGAAUGUUCAUGCCUCCAGGGAACCAGGUUGGCUGGAAGGGACAUUGGACGGUCGAACAGGACUGAUACCAGAAAACUACGUGGAGUUUUUAUAGUCCAGGGCUGAAAAAAAGACCUGUACUGGACUGGGGUUGACCAAACUGGACUGUAGAGGACUAGAUUUUACUGCACAGAAAUGAACAAACUCUAUUAGAUCGUAUACUAUACAGGACUGGACCAUUGUUGACGAGGCCACUGUUGAAACUGGAUCAAGCAGAACCAUAACAAAUGAUUAUUACAAGAAGUGGAAUGGACUGGGCAUGGACCCAUGAAUUGCACUGGAACAAAAAAAAAAGUCUCAGUUCCACUGUGGUUCCAGCUGUUAUCCCAAGUUCUAGUGCAAAUGAUGUGUGUGUUAGAGAGAGUAGAGAAAAUGUAGGUGAACUGAUAUUUCUCAGCUGGGAGGCUGGUGAUUUCUUUUUCAGCCCCUGCUCUAUUAUUUUGAACUGCACUGCCACUCCUUCAAAUAGAAAGCUCUUUUGUGGAGAUGAUGGUGAUAUCAGGAACGUUAUAUUUGCUAGUUCACAAGAUGUAUGAAUGAUUGUUAAUCCCACUGGGGGACUGGAGCUUUUAAAGCAGAUUUAAAUGAUUGGGUUUGAUUGUAUGACUUCGCCAGGACAAGACUCAACCAGUUUAAUGUUCCUAUUGCUGUAGCAGGAGCCCCAAGGCAGAUCAGCAGAGGGUUAGCCUGAAAACAGUUCACCAAAAGGUCAGCAUUCGGUUUCUCCUUUUCUUUCUUUUUUUUUAAUUUUUAUAAAUGCCUAUCUCUGCAGAGUCCUCACAAAAAAUGUGAAAUUUUAAACCAGCUCCAUCAGCAGGUCAGUGGUUUUACAGAAA